GUUAGUACUGCCUCUCUUCAUGCAGUAGUUUCCUCCCUAUCUCCCGUAAAGAAAGGCAGGAAUAGCGACUACUUCGAAGGAACUGUAACGGAUGGAAAAUCAACUGUUCGACUCAAAAGGUCACAACAAAGCAAAAUUCAAAGGUUUAUGGAUAAACAACAGCCAAUUCUUCUAGAUGAUUGGCUAGAAGUGGCCCAAGAAUGGAAAUAAUGCUGAAGGUUUCUACUGCCAUCACUUCCUCUCCUAAG
Geodia barretti is the source of this 248-nucleotide messenger RNA. The record is from the annotation of a GenBank genome assembly. Lineage: Eukaryota; Metazoa; Porifera; Demospongiae; Tetractinellida; Geodiidae.